Drosophila mauritiana is the source of this 1149-nucleotide messenger RNA. Its product is annotated as tRNA N(3)-methylcytidine methyltransferase METTL6. The record is from RefSeq and is a predicted model, not a curated record. The transcript has 2 exons. Bases 196 to 1047 code for a protein of 283 amino acids. Lineage: Eukaryota; Metazoa; Arthropoda; Insecta; Diptera; Drosophilidae.
AGUUCGUUUGGAAACCAAAACAUAAAAAUAUUAAAUCACACGUUUUAUCCCAAAUAUUAUUAAACUAUUAUUAAGAAAAUUUAAAAUAUACAAAGACGUAAGAAACAUCUUAAUAGACAACAGGCCUUUAGAAAAGGCCAUACACAUACACUUGGAAAGGAUUAACCCAUUGGAAUCGGACAGGACACUUAAAACAUGGAACCUCUGGAACCGGACGUUAUUACUACCCAAGCAAAGGAACUGUCGGCAGUGGAGCGACAAAAGUUGGAGGAGCAAAACAAACGUGGUCUCGUGCCCGAAUUCAAAGCGAACAAGUUGGAAAUCGAUGCCCAAAGGAACUGGGAUAUAUUCUACAAGCGAAAUGAGACUCGCUUCUUUAAGGACCGCCACUGGACGACGCGGGAGUUCCAGGAGCUGCUGGACCAGGAGGAGUUCCACGAGAAACGAACACUUUUCGAAGUGGGAUGCGGUGUGGGCAACCUGGUAUUCCCUUUGCUGGAAGAACAAACCAGCGAAGAGGGAUGUUUCAGCAAUAGCAGAUUCUUCUUCUACGCAUGCGACUUCUCACCGCGAGCCGUGGAAUUCGUGCGUUCCAAUCCAUUGUACGAUCCCAGCCAGAUAUCUGCCUUUCAAUGCGAUAUCACGACGCAACAGGUGCAUGACCACAUCCCUGCCAGCAGCGUGGAUAUUUGCACCCUGAUCUUUGUGCUCUCCGCCAUACAUCCACAGAAGUUUACAGAUGUGGUGCAGAAUCUGGGCAAGCUACUUAAGCCAGGAGGGUUGCUGCUGUUCAGGGAUUACGGUCUCUACGAUAUGGCACAGUUGCGCUUUAAGCCGGGCAACAAGAUAGCAGAGAACCUCUAUGUGAGGCAGGAUGGUACGCGGAGCUACUUCUUUUCAGAGGAGGAAGUAUCCAAGCUGUUUCAGGAGAACGGCUUCGAGGUCAUCACCAAUGCCUAUGUCCAUCGACGAACUCUAAAUGUUAAAGAAGGCGUGGAUGUGCCGCGCAUUUUUCUGCAAGGCAAGUUUAGGAGGAAAAACCUGUGACCACAGGUUAAUUAUCAUGAGCAUUGUUACGUAUUUAGUUCUUGUAUUUAUUUUAAAUCAAUAACAUGGUUCAAGUCAACGUUCAAUAAAUAUUUGUAUGUA